CCUUCCUCGCCCUCUCUUCCUAGGCUGGCCCUCGAGGCUGCCGGCUGGGCCUUUCACCUUCAAGCAAAGCUAUGAAGUAGCGGUCGCUGAGGCUCCUGGCGCCCAGCGGGGCCCCGGCCGCCGCACACUCCCCCCAGCCGAGCCUCGCCUCCCGGGACCCGGGGCGGAACACGCUCCAGGGGCGAGGCCUGCGGGCCACACUCCCGCCCGCCCGCCCGCCUGGAUUCAGGGCGAGUCCGGCCCGGGACUCUGCAGCGGCCCCGGACCGGGAGAGUGGGGCAGGGCCUCGCCUCUCCGAGGGAUGGAGGGGAUGGAGGCGGAGGCCAAGCCCGCGCGCCCCUCUCAAGCAUCCAGGUCUGGGAGCAGAACAAGCCCCAAGCAAGUAACUCCAGCUAUGGCUAGAAAUGGUGCUGAGCAGCCAGACAGUGGACCUCUCCGGAGACCUUCCCUCUGCCCCCAGGAAGACCGAGCAUCUAACCUGAUACCCCCCAAGCCUCCCAGGACAUGGGGGCUGCAGCUCCAAGGUUCUUCUGUGCUGGAGUCUAAGGUGAAGGCCUUGAAGGAGAAAAUGACAGCAGGAAACCAGGGGAUAACUCCCUGUCCCACGUCCUAUGAGUAUCCUUCCCCCACAAAAUCCAAAUGCCACCAAGUCAAGCCUGGAGCAGUCUGGAGCCUACCAGAUGCCCUGGUGAUCCCCCAUGCUCAGAACCCUAAUGAUGGACAUCUGGCCAGACAUGUUAAUGACAAGAAACAUGCCAGGAACAAUGGAUCCAAGCCAUCUACCCCCGAGAGCUGGAAUGAAUACAACCCGUGGUCUCCAGAAGCAGUGUGGAUGCUGGCUGAUCAUGAGGAGGACCCAGUACCAAGGUCUGGCUCUUUACAAGAAAGUCCCAACAACCGGGUUUUUGCGUGCCAGCCACAGGGGCCUGGUCCCUGUAAAACCACCGCCUUGAGCAGCCUGAAGAAGGAAAGACCAUAUCCGCUUGGAGAUAGUGUGGUCACAAAGGAAGAUGUGGACAGCACAGCCUUAACCUCCGGGGAGGAUUUAGUUCCCAGAACAGACCAGCCAGAGAUGUUCCUGAGAACUGGUGGCCUGGAGGCUCUGGGCUCUGCCGAAAAUGCUUUAUCCCUGUCUGACCGGGUAGAGAGGAACCGUCUCCUGCUGCAGGAGAUCCUGAAGGUUUCCAGACAGAGUCCUCCCAAAGCAGGGAGCCCAGACUGGACUCCGUCCUGGGAUAGGGAUGCAUCAGAGCGACCAGCGGGAGACGUGGACUGGGACUCGGGCACCCCCCAGCAGGACUCAGGUCAGAGCAGAACCUCUGUUCCCAAGCUGGGGCCUAUGCCGAGCGCCAAGCAUGAGGAAGCCAAGCAUCUGCUUCGUCUUGCUCGCAUGAAGGCCAAGACCCAACCUCUCCGAGCCAGCCAUGAUAUUGUGCCCACCAUUGCUCAGGGCAGCCGAAAUGGCCAGAGAAGCCCAGCCCCGGAUGUGAGGACCACCUCGACCCACAGAGAAAACCUCCAGAAUGGGAACUUGAAUGACCCCUCCAGCGAAGAGUCCAGCAAUGAGCAGUGGCCCAAGCAAGGAAUACCCCUGUCUCAUGUCCGUUUUGAAGAUGAGUCUGCCCACGAGGCUGAAUUCCGGUACCUGGACCGGCUUCAGCAGCGCCAGCGUCAAGUGUUAAGUACAGUGCUACAUGCUGUGGACCAAGGACCUCUGCGCUCCAAACCGGACCUAACCAACUAUAUUAACCGCAACGUGGGGAACAGCUCAUUUCAUAGGGCUGUGGGCUGCCUGGACCAGAGUAACUUUCCUGUACCACCACCUCCAUGGGACAAUGGGAGGAAGUGUCCAGCCUGUGGCAGCUGUCUUGAGGGGAGGGCAGCCUCUGACCUGAGGGUCCUCCGGAGUCUCCAGGCUGCCUGUGAGGCAGAGGCAGUACUGCUGGGGCCCUGUAAUUCCCAUGGCUUGAGCUCCCCAUUCCCAGGGCUCCACACAGAAUGGAUCCGGGAAACACACAUCACAGACACACACCCUGAAGAGGAGGACUCUGCCCUGGACAGCACCCACAGUUCAGACAGCUGGACAGACAGUAACGAUGCCAGGACCUCUCAGCCCAGCAGGGCAGGUGAGCAGAUACAAGCCAGCAUCCCCCAGCAAUGGCAGCAUGGGUCUAGGCCUCAGGGAGGUCUCAGGUGGUCCAGAAAGGCUGCGAUGGAGCUGCCCUACAGCCUUCAGACCUGGUCUCACCUGCCCGAGAUUGACAAUGUAGUUGUAGGAGGGGAAGAGAAAGAAGCCAGUGGACACAUACCUCAGAGGACUUUGUUUCUAAAGGAAGAUACCUUGGAACCUAAGAGGCCUUGGUCCCAGGGGAAGCUUGGACCACGGUCAGGAAGUCAUUGGGCCCACCCUGAGGACUGCAGAUCUCCAUACAGGACAGCUUAUGCUGUGCCGUUUUCCAAGACAUGUCGUUCUUCAGGAUCAGGCCAGUCAGACCAAGUUCUUCCUGAAAGCCAUGAGUCUCUGGAAACUAUCUGCACUUCUCCCCUCCAACGGAGCCAGGAAGAGCCCUCUGCACCCUUCCCAGCUUUGCAGCCAACUUUGCCCUUCCCCUCGGAAGUGCCAACCCCUCCUCCGAGGAAAUCCGUCCAUCCCAUGCCUCCAAGAAAGUUAGUCCAGAUGGGAUAUCACAGGCAGGAACACCAGGUGGAGCAUAUGGAUACCCCCCUGCCUCCGUCCCCUCCAAGAACUGUGGUUCUCACACGACCCCAACCCCAAUCCUGCAUCCCCCGAGUCAAGCAUCCACUCCUGGACCUGUCCAACAACAACUACAGCAGCAGUGCCCCUCUAGGGGUGCAGGGACCCUCGGGAGCGGCUGUCCACAGGAGUAGAUCUGAAAAGGACCAGUGUUGUCAGGCGCCUGCGCUGCCUCUGGAGAGCAACGGAGAGCGAACACUGCAGGACUCUCUCCAGUCAGCGGAUGUCGCCACUGUCAACUCUACAGCCAUUACCCUCGCCCUUACCUCAGAGGAGCCUGAGCACAGCCAGGAGCAGGGAGGAGGUCCACAGAGGACGGAAUCCAGCUCUGGGGGCCACGUGCCCACUGGAGCAUCACUUGAGGCCAGUGUAGGGCACAAGCCACCCUCAGCUGCCCAUUCUGAUGGGAAUAAGAAAAGGAGGGGUAGUAUUUCCUCCACCCUGGGGCUCAAAAAGCUUUUCUCAGCCCUGGGCCACACCCCCUGGCCUAGACUUGGCCCAUCCCGAAGCUACAGUGUGGAACAGCUGCAGCCCUCAGCACUGGCUCCACAAACCAGCACCUCCAAAGUGAAAAGAGCCCCAUCGUUACAGAUCCUGCAUCUGGUGUCACCUUCCCAUCAACAUCGGAGAGCAACUUCCUUUCAGAACCUCCAUUCUCUGCUAGGUGGCAAGGGAGACCGGUCCAGCCUCUACCUGGUAGAGGGGUCAGAGGACAGCAGUGCACCCAGCAGGCUAGCCAAGGCCUUUCCCCAUCGUGCCCUCAGUGUGGAAGAUGUGGGUGCCCCUAGCCUGGUUCGUACUGUGGGGCGCGUGGUGGAGGUGUUCCCAGAUGGCACGAGCCAGCUGCAGCUGCAGCGACCCCCAAAGGGCACCUUUGGUUUCUGUGUGGCCUAUGGCAGUGGCCGUCGAGACUCAGGGCUCUAUGUGCAGGCCAUGGCUGACCUGAAUACCUCCAAGCUGUACUCGGGGCUGCUUGGGGUUGGAGAUGAGAUCCUGGAGGUGAAUGGAGCAAAGGUUGCUGGGCUGGGCUUGGCUCACAUCAAAGAGCUACUGGCUCAUGCAGAGAGCUUGUCAAUUCGUGUCUUGAGACAAAGGCCUGUCCCCCAGUGACCCAGAAAUAUUGCUGCUCUUGCCGACACUCCUUCAGGACCCCUGACUCCCACACACAGCAGGAGGGGCCAGAAACUCACCACCCAGAGAUAUCGUGUGAACGGAAAAAUGCAGUUCACUGAUCAGGCAUCUGUCUGGGCUGUGGCAGAAGCUGUUCUGAUCCGCCACCUGGAGGAAGAGGCCGAGGACCCGUGUGUACAGCCAGUUAAGGUUACUAACUUAUACAGGUCUGGGGAUCGAGAAUCUUGGUUUCUCCCUUCACAGAAGUGGUCAUGUUCCUUUGUUGGAGGGAAAGAACAGCAACUGACUAAUCCUUGGAUUGGUCCCUGAGAGCUGGCUUCAGCUUCUGGCCACACUCACUGAGAAGGCUCCCCAGCCCCCCAGCACGCCAGAGACAGCGUGGCCACAUUGGCUUUGUGCCCUAUCUCUUUCAGCCAUGGCUUGCCUGGUUUCCAUGUGACACUUUGCGUCUGAUCCAGAAAGGGCUCAGUGUCUUGGCACAGCCUGACAGCCAGGAGCACAUUCCUAACUGUGUGUCUUGUGAAGUAUGGCCUGUCAGAAGUUCUGUGCCCCUUCUAGGUAUGCAAACUUCUGAGAGAUUCUGGGAGCCAGAAUAUUAAGAAUUACUAAAGAUUUUUAUGACCAACACAAAGUUGAAAAAUGAAACCAUUGCCAUUUGCAGCAAGUGUGGCCAUGGUACUAAGGAUGUGGGGGACCGCCCAGCCAGCCCUUUGCCCCCACCCCUGCCUACAUGGAGGUUGUUGUAGCCUGGCCUGGGCGGGCCUUUGUCUUUGUUCUCUUGUCCAGCGUAGAGACAGGGCUGCAGCUGGUGUCUGGCUGUCCCCCAGCUGCAGGGUUCCUAUCCAGACCUCCCUGGUAGCAGCUGUGGGUGGGCAGUAGGCAGGGAGGCUGUGAGCUGGGGGUGGCUGUCCCACCUAAGCACAGCACAGCCUGCUCAGCUUAGAUCCUGCUCAAGGACUCUAGAUGCCUGGACAGGUGUCAGGCUUAAAUUAUUAAAAAGCCGAAGCUGCUUCCACUGGA
Messenger RNA from Mastomys coucha (southern multimammate mouse), 4906 nucleotides. Its product is annotated as KIAA1614 ortholog. Bases 302 to 3865 code for a protein of 1187 amino acids. The record is from RefSeq and is a predicted model, not a curated record. Gene Ontology annotation, cellular component: cell cortex; nucleus; apical plasma membrane. NCBI's taxonomy places the organism in Eukaryota, Metazoa, Chordata, Mammalia, Rodentia, Muridae. Gene Ontology annotation, molecular function: protein kinase C binding. Gene Ontology annotation, biological process: establishment or maintenance of cell polarity; regulation of cellular localization; centrosome cycle. The transcript has 10 exons.